Nicotiana tabacum (common tobacco) is the source of this 739-nucleotide messenger RNA. The record is from RefSeq and is a predicted model, not a curated record. NCBI's taxonomy places the organism in Eukaryota, Viridiplantae, Streptophyta, Magnoliopsida, Solanales, Solanaceae.
GAUUUUGCCAUCCUUUCAGUCUACACAUUUGGUUGUGGAUUCUAUGAAGCCAUUUUGUCAUGAUCCGCGGAAUUCUUGGAGACAGAUACCGUGCAACAUCAGAGAUCAAAUGUGGAAUCAAUUUAAGACAAAGUGUACAUGGCAUCCUCCGUAUCAAAAUGCAAUAAAUAGUAUUUUCGUUAAGAAGGUUGCUCAGCGGAUUAAAGAUACUAUGUUCGCUGCUCGGAAUGCCAGUAAAAUGCCAGACUGGUUAAGAAAAGAUGUUUGGGAUAAACAUCUUGAAAAAUGGAAUACCACAGAAUGGAAGGCGGAUAGUGAGCAAUUAAAGGCAAACCGUGCCUCCAGUAAAGGUGGCUCGUUGCACACAGGAGGUUCGAUUAGUUUUGUAGCCCAUAAACUAAGAUUGGAAAAGGAAAGAGGGCGAGAUAUGAGUCACGCUGAGGUCUUCAAGGAGAUGCAUAAGAAGAAGGAUGGUACAAGAGAACACUGGGUGGAGACGCAAUGGCAACAAACUCAUCCUCCUUCAACUCAACCAACACCUAAUGAUAUGACUUCAUUGUGGACAGAGGUAGCAGGUGGAGUAAACAAAGGCAGAGUCUACAGAUUUGGAGUACGUCGACCUACAGGUCAUCCAAACUCACUCUUAGCCAAUUCUUCUUCUUCUCAAAAUCAAGAACAAAUGGAAGAUAUGAGAAAGGAAAUUCGUGAUUUGAAGCAACAAUUGGACUCCCAAUUUUGA